AUGGUCAAGAUUUUUAGGGUCAUAGGACCUUCUUGCACAGAAGUAUUUAAGCAGAGAUUAGCUACCUUUCAGCUCACUGGAGAUGCUCAUACAUGGUGGACUUCAGCUUCACGUGGCUUGGAUCAUGCCACCAUGAAAUGGACAGACUUCAUUCGUAUGUUCGAUAACAAGUAUUUCCCUCAGAGUGUUCGAAAUGCUAAGGACAGAGAGUUUCUUUCAUUUCAGCAAGAUAACUUAUCUGUUACGGGGGCUGUUCAAUGUGCCGGAGAGCUUGAUCAAGAUUUUUUGGAUCAUAAGAGGGAUUUGGAGUACCUGAAGAAGGAGAGUAAGGUUAACCGUGCAUCAAAUGUUUCUUCAGGUCAACAUGGAAGUGGUAAGAACCAGCAGACCCAGAAUGUCACUCAAAAGGGUGAUCAUCCAGGGAAGAAAAGGAAGGGAUAUUGGAAUCAAGGGAACCGUGGUCAGAAGAACGGUGGUAAUGAAGGGGAAGUAGUGCCAGCUGAGGGCGAGGCUCUUGGUGCCAAACCAAUUAACUUUUAUGGGUUUUACUAUAAAUGUCGUGAAAGGGGGCAUAAGGCAUCAUAA
Molecule: messenger RNA, 585 nt
Organism: Papaver somniferum (opium poppy)
Lineage: Eukaryota; Viridiplantae; Streptophyta; Magnoliopsida; Ranunculales; Papaveraceae
Exons: 2
Coding region: 1-585 (194 amino acids)
Source: RefSeq, a predicted model, not a curated record